Messenger RNA from Striga asiatica, 1678 nucleotides. The record is from the annotation of a GenBank genome assembly. Lineage: Eukaryota; Viridiplantae; Streptophyta; Magnoliopsida; Lamiales; Orobanchaceae.
AUGGCAGAGCAUGAAUCGAUCACCGUCCAGCAGGAAACAAGUGGUCAGGAGGUAUAUGAACAGGUAGCGGAUCGGGAGGUGCUCAAGGGAGAUCAGGUUAUCCAGCUUACCAGAGGAAAGUUGGAUAGAAUCGUGAGGCUUUGGGAAAUCCAACGAGUAGCAUACCAAGACGAAUCAGAGCAGCGGAUCAACGAAGAGCUGCGGGCAAACUACGCGGGUGGCGACGAACCUAUGUUUAUUCGUAGUAGCUCAUGCAGCACCCGUGGCCAUGGCCCAGCGACUGAGCGCACGCGGAGCUCUGGCGACGACAGCACUGGCCUCGGCCUUGUGUGCCUUGCUCCAAUAGUUGAUGGGGCACUGAUGCGCCUGUGGCACGAUGGCUGUUGGGCGACGGUCCCGACGACUACGACGCUCAUGGCAACGACAUCAUUGGUGACUGACUUGGUGGGCGAGAUUUUCCAUGCAACGGCUUCUCCGACGAACACGGCGAUCCGACUUGGGAUUCUUAGUGAGACUAGGAAGCUUAAUAAGCUAUGGCAUCCUUGGGAAAGAGAAAAAGUGGACUACUUUGUGCUUGGUGAUCUUUGGAAUAGUUUUGGUGAAUGGAGUGCAUAUGGUGCUGGAGUUCCAAUCCUUGGCCAAACUCUAAUUCAGUAUUUUGUGCCUUAUCUCUCGGCUAUCCAAAUUUUCACCAGCAGUUCAUCUGUAAACUGUUUGAGGUAUGAGAAUGAGUGUGUAAGUGAGACGAGGGACUCGUUUAGUGAUUCAUUCAGUGAGGAGAGUGAAUGUGAGAAGUUAUGGAGAUGGGAUGGAUGUUCUUCUGAGGAAGGCAUAAUCGAGCAGGAUAGUUUCUGGCUUCCAAAUGAAAGACUCGGUAAUCUUUACCUUCAAUACUUUGAGCAAUCAUCUCCAUAUGGAAGGGUUCCUCUAACAGACAAGAUUAGUAGCUUAGCCGAAAGAUACCCUGGAUUAAUGUCUUUGAGAAGUGUAGACCUCUCGCCAGCUAGUUGGAUGGCAGUUGCCUGGUACCCAAUUUACCAUAUUCCUACCGGUACAACUAUGAAAGACUUGCAGACGUGCUUCCUUUCCUACCACACACUUUCUUCUUCUUUUCAAGAUAUGGAGCAAGGGAGUGAAAAAAAGGAAGGGGAGAGCAAUUACAUUUCACUCCCUCCAUUCGGGUUGGCCACUUACAAGAUGCAAGGUGAUGUUUGGAUAUCAGACAAGAAAGGGCAUGAUGGGGAAAAAAUUAUGUCGCUUUUGAGCGUGGCAGAUUCUUGGCUAAAGCAAUUACGGGUCGAGCACCAUGAUUUCAACUAUUUCACCGGAAUAAGGCACGUCUAAAACACCAACAUUUUCCCUUUUUCCUGCUGGAAUAUUAUUUAUUGUAUUUGCUAAGAACAGAUGAGAUAUGAUGAGUGGACUUAACAAGCGCUUUGUUAAUAUUUUAUAGCGCAACUGAACUAACGAACUGAGACGGGACAUCUUUUGUCAUUUUCAUUUUUAGUUUUUUUUUUUUUUUUUUUNUGCAAGAAGUUCUGUGGUAUGUCAACUGUUGAAUAGUUUUUUAUGACUGUUGGUAAUUAAUAGUGUGGAGAAGUUUUUGCAGAUCAAUAUUCAGGAUACGCACUUUCUUUUAUUAGUAUGGUUUUCUAUAAAUGUUUAAGCCUUAAAACUU